AGGCAUACCCGGAAGCUUCGUACGUACUACCCCACGUCCGUUUACGCUCAAGUGCAUAACUUUUUGCAUCAGCACCGAAUAGGACGUGACAUUUUUUGACGUUUUAUGAUUUUAAAAAAGUCAAUAUUUAACUAGAACACAUGUCGAUAAGGUGGAAUUUUUAGCUUCACGGCCAAGAUGAGCGGUCUUUCCUUUCUAUUGCUUCUUUUGGUUGGGUCGGCGGAGCUCCGGAGCCACGUCCGCCUCCCUCCGCCGUCCGCCCCGGGGGAGGCGCACCCUGGCCGGGCUGAGGAUGCCUCGGCGGUGCCCCGGACUGGUGCGGAGACUCGAGACGACCCGAGCGGAUACUUCACCACCCCGCGGCUUGACCCCAACGCCGGACUCCUGGGGAAUUCGUCGUCUACGUCCGGCGGGUGGCCGCAGCCGCUCGGGGAAGCCUCAUACUGGGCUUACGCGUUGAUGCUGCUGGCCCUGGUCCUCUUCUCGGUGGGCAUGGUGGGCAACCUGGCGCUCAUGUGUACUGUGUGGCACAACGUGUACCUGCAGAGCGCCUGGAACUGCAUCCUUGCCGGCAUGGCCCUGCUGGACUUUCUGGUGCUUUUUUUCUGCCUGCCGAUCGUCGUCUUCCACGAGCUAACUUCCAGGCGCCUGCUGGGAGAAGUGUCCUGCCGCCUGGUGCCCUACCUGGAGGUGACAUCUUUGGGCGUGGCCACCUUCAGCCUUUGUGCCCUGAGCAUCGACCGCUUCCGCGCCGCCACCGCUAACUCCGCCCCCAGGCCCGCCCCCGAGUCCUGCCACUCCAUCCUGUCUAAAAUGUCUGUGAUCUGGCUGGGCUCACUGACGCUGGCAGCACCUGAGCUGCCGCUGUGGCGGCUGCGGCAAGAAGCCGCGGCGGCAGACGUGUGUGAGCGCGAGCCAUCAGAGCGGUUGCCCGACGGCGUUUACUCGCUGGUGCUGACCUAUCGGGAGGCUCGGGCCUGGUGGAUGCUGGGCUGCUACGUCUGCCUGCCGCUGCUCUUCACGCUGGCCUGUGACCUCGUCACUAGACGGGUGUCGGCGAACCGACCCGUCGAAACCGUCAGCAGACGCUCCUCCUCUUCCGCGUCCUCUUGCAUAUCGUCACCUACGAAGAAGAAGCAUCACCAUCAUCAGCGGCAUCGACGCCAGCCUCAGCUCCGCUCCAUCGUGGCGUGGCUGACCGCUUUAUACGUGGCCUGCAACAUACCCGACAGUAUUUGCAGCAUCACGUUAACGUAUGUGGAGGUACCGGCAGGGGUGACGGCAGCGGCGAGUCUGGCCGGACACUUCUUCCUGUUCGCCCGUUGCGCCGCCACGCCUGUGCUGCUUCUAUGCUUGUGCCGCCAACUUGGUCAGGCCUUCCUAGACUGCUGCUGUUGCUGCUGCGACGAAUGCCGUCCCGAUGCGGCGCCGCCUUCGCCGUCCGCGGCUUCCUCGCCGACAACGAUGUCCCUGGCGCCGUCAUCCAAAAUGGACGAUGACGCCUCGCGAGCCAUCGGAACUCCAUGCUGAGUCGACUCUUUUGACAUUGUUUGGGACUUGCUAGGGUUUUAAAAUAGGAUUAGGGUUUGGAAUUGGGCUUUUUAGAAAUCAAAUUUAGAGAUAUUUAGAAAUUGAAGUUUAACCCCUUGAUGCCUGAAUUUACAUUUAACAUACUGUAUCAUAGACUUCACCAUCAGUUGACAAGACAGCGCCAUCAAACAUUGCGCCACGCUUUGCCGUUGGGGGCCGACUCAGGCUUUGGCUUUCACUGUGAUAAACUUAAACACACUGCGUUCAAACACUGGAUUUAGGUGGAAAAAGGACGAAUGCUUUACUGCAUAUAAGCAGGCUGGAGUGUCUCAAGCAAGGGCGUAGGUUUGCAUAGGAAUGGUAGGGACAUAACACUACCAACUUUUCAGGAUGCUCAAAUUGUCCCCACCAACUUUUAAGCAACUUUAUUUGGAUUAUAUGAUGAUUAUAAUUGAUGAUAAUUAUUAAUAAUAAUAAUUUAUAGUGACUUCCCAUAUGUUGUAAGUAUAGAAUUGACCCUUCCAUUAUUAAGUAAUUACUGUAUUUUCAUUAUGUUCAGAUUUACAUUUACCCCUUUUCACUUGCUGAAUGUGGCCGUCCAAUUUUUUCCCCUCAAACGCACGUUUGAUUGGCUGAUGACCAGUGUUGUUAAUUUUACUUUAAAAAAGUAAGUAAUUACACUUACAAAUUACUUCUCCCAAAAAUUAAUUGUGUUAGUAACUCAGUGACCUGAAUGUAAGAGUAAUUAGUUACUUGGCAAAGUAACUAGUGAUAAUUUUCUUUCUCUUUUUUUCUCAAAAAAAAAAAAAAAAUUAAAAAAAAAAAAAAAAAACAGGUCACACGAUGUGAAGUUUAAAGGGUUUUGGGGACAAUUGGCCCUUGCCCAAUUCUUUACCCUCCACUUAACUAGACACAAGGGUAUUGCGAUAACUAGAUAGUAACCUUUACUAUGUGUGGAAGUCAUUUAAAGUUAUGAAUCAACCGUUAAAGUUGUUAAAAUUGCUCCCGUUAUUGCAUUAGUUCCCUUCUGUCUACUUUCAACAUGUGUAAGUUUUAAAACUGUUUCAUCGUUUAAAGAUAAAUUUAAGUUAAGAUUUUGCCGAUUUAGGAGCAUUUUAGAUACAAAAAAAAAACAAAAAAACUUAUACUUCUAUAUAUAAAUAUAGAAAAAAUAAAUAAAAUACUUCUCUAGGAAGGAUCUCUACAUCAGAGCCUUCCUGAGAGGUCUACUGCUUUAAGAUGGCGGCUGUUUACUAUCGCAUGUAGUCCUUAAAACAUGUUGCCAAUGCACCCGUUUCUGCCAUUUGCAUCUAGUUCCAUAAUAUGUCAUAUCUACCGUAUCAUGUGGGCGUAGUUUGUAGGCUAUGGCUACAGUCAGGUAUUAUUGGAGCCACCUAGCAUCACGUUUGCAACGGCGUCUUCCCCACUCCUGCUCUUCUCUGUCGUCUCCGUGAGUCCGUCUCUCUCAGACCUUUUUUUAUUCAACCAACUUAGUAACGCAUAGUAAUGCACGCCUUUCCUGCCUCAGUAACGGUAACAGCGUUGCCAAGAUGAGAAAAGUAAUGAAUCAGAUUACUCAUUACUGAAAAAAAUAACGCCGUUAGUAACGCCGUUAUAUUCUACAACACAGCUGAUGACAAGAACAAACAAGCAGGCACACUCACACAGCCCCAACAGAAAUACAUGUCAACAUGCCGCUUUCUCCACCCCUUUCAAAGUCGAGGGAUAUUAGAAUUUUUUUUCGGCCAGCUGCAGCAGCAGCCACUGUCAGUAGACAUCAAUGUUGUGGAGGUGGGGAACACGCCACUAAUUUUGCUACUGAAAGCCCAACCCGCAUCACAGUUAGCAUAACAUUAAACUGUGUGAACUUGCUAACCUGCAAAACUCGAGUAGGAAACAGAUUAGAGAUAAGUUUCCUCCUGUAAUGUAUGUGUUUUCUACUUUUAACUUUAAUUCAACUAUGCAUUUAUCCAUUGAUUAAUUUUUUUUUUUUUUUUCUCCAUCAUUCAUUGAAAAAUAAUUUUAUUUGCAGCCUAUGCAGACAUUUCUUUAAAAAAAUAACACACACACCAAAAACACAACCACUGUAAAUUUCCUUGAUAUGAAGACAGUGGGAUUUCCCCCAUGAAAAUAAAUUUAACUUUUUUUCAUUUUUACGUAGGCAACACAUAUGCAUAUUUCUGAGAAAUUUAGCCCUGACCCCCGUCCACCCAAUCUAUUUGGUCUUAUUAAUGUUCCGUCCCCAGCAAAAAGUGUAUAUGCAGGUUAUGCUGUUAUAGCGUCCCUACCAAUGUUAAGACCAAAUCUACGCCCUUGGUCUCAAGAGUGAUUUGGUCAAGGAUUCAAGGUAAUUAUUGUAUAAAAUAGCACCAUGCAUGUACUUUGAAACGUAAAAAAUGAAUGGAAAAAUUAGCGUAACUUGAAAUAUUUAUGUAAAAUGAAUGAUAACUGCCCAGUUUUUUGCUUUUAACAAAUAAUCUAGAUUGUUCUAUGUUCAUAUCUACAGAAAUUCCGGGAUGUACGCAUUUAUUUACAAGAAUUUUCACCUUAAAAAGCUCUUUGUUUUGUGAUGGCUGCCACGUUGGAUUACACAAUAGUGUAAUUUUAGCUUGAAAUAUUUCCGUAAAAUGAAUGAUAACUGUCUGUUUUUUUUUGUUUUGUUUUUUUUUGCAUUCAACCAAUAAUCUAGACUGUUCUAUGUUCAUAUCGAUAGAAAUUCCGGGAUGUACGCAUUUAUUUACAAGAAUUAUCAACUUAAAACACUCUUUGUUUUUGUUUGAUGGCCGCCAUCUUGUAUCCAUACACAAUAGCGUAAUUUUACAGUCAAAUGAUGAGGUAAUUUUCGGCUAACUGCCCGUUUUUUGGGGAAACAAGUAGUGAUUUAGACAUUUUUGCGGCCAUACAAAAAAAAUGGGCCUUUUACAUGUUUUAUGUAACAUUUCAAUCAAAAAACGACGAGGGCCAGAUAGCCAGCAAGACGUGCUGAACCAAUACAGUCCCUGACAAAAGUCUUGUCGCUUAUCCAUUUUGU
This is a messenger RNA of Corythoichthys intestinalis (scribbled pipefish), 4561 nucleotides long. It is a transcript of the gene gpr37l1a, whose product is annotated as G protein-coupled receptor 37 like 1a. Gene Ontology annotation, biological process: positive regulation of MAPK cascade; adenylate cyclase-inhibiting G protein-coupled receptor signaling pathway. NCBI's taxonomy places the organism in Eukaryota, Metazoa, Chordata, Actinopteri, Syngnathiformes, Syngnathidae. The record is from RefSeq and is a predicted model, not a curated record. Bases 178 to 1530 code for a protein of 450 amino acids. The transcript has 3 exons. Gene Ontology annotation, molecular function: G protein-coupled peptide receptor activity. Gene Ontology annotation, cellular component: signaling receptor complex; plasma membrane.